AUGAAGGAACAUGUACCUGUAUCAGUGCCAUUCCCAGUGAUGGACAGCCAGCACAACAACUCCUGUAACAACUGCAAGCACAACAACUCCUGUGACAACAACAGACACAACAACUCCUGUAACAACAGACACAACAACUCCUGCAACAACAACAGACACAACUCCUGUAACAGCUGGCACAAUCAGUCCUGUAACAACAGCAGCAGGCACAACAACUCCUGUGACAACAACAGACACAACAACUCCUGUAACAACAGACACAACAACUCCUGCAACAACAACAGACACAACAACUCCUGUGACAACAACAGACACAACAACUCCUGUAACAGCUGGCACAACAACUCCUGUAACAACAGCAGGCACAACAACUCCUGUAACAACAACAGACACAACAACUCCUGUAACAGCUGGCACAAUCAGUCCUGUAACAGCAGGCACAUCAACAACUGUAACAGAAACCCACACAUCAACAACUGCAACAACAGCAAAUACAACAACUCCUGUAACAUCAGCCAAUACAACAACUCCUGGAACAACAGCAGGCACAACAACUCCUGUAACAAUAACAGACACAACAACUCCUGUAACAGCAGGCACAAUCAGUCCUGUAACAACAGCAGGCACAUCACCAACUGUAACAGAAACCCGCACAUCAACAACUGUAUCAACAGCCAAUACAACAACUCCUGUAACAUCAGCCAAUACAACAACUCCUGCAACAACAACAGACACAACUCCUGUAACAGCCAGCACAACAACUCCUGUAACAACAGCAGGCACAACAACUCCUGUAACAACAACAGACACAACAACUCCUGUGACAAUAACAGACACAACAACAACUGUAACAGCUGGCACAAUCAGUCCUGUAACAACAGUAGGCACAUCAACAACUGUAACAGAAACCCACACAUCAACAACUGUAACAACAGCAAAUACUACAACUCCUGUAACAGCUGGCACAACAACUCCUGUAACAACAGCAGGCACAACAACUCCUGUAACAUCAGCCAAUACAACAACUCCUGCCACAACAGCAGGCACAACAACCCCUGUAACAUCAGCCAAUACAACAACUCCUGCAACAACAGCAGGCACAACAACCCCUGUAACAUCAGCCAAUACAACAACUCCUGCAACAACAGCGGGCACAACAACCCCUGUAACAUCAGCCAAUACAACAACUCCUGUAACAACAGACACAGCAAUGACCACCACAUCUACACCUCCCACAACUACACCCCUCACAACUACACCCCCCACAACUACAACUACCACAUCUACAUCUCUCACAACUACACCCCCCACAACUACAACCACCACAACUACACCCCCCACAACCACCACAACUACAACCUCCACAGUUGGCAUUACAACCCCAGCCCCAAACCUGGAAGUGUGAUUGCAGACUUCAGUAUUACCUCAACAACUAACAACAUUGAUUUGGCUUCAGCAAACCAACAGCUUGCUACCAAUCUCAUUAAUAGUGGAUUCAGUGUUUCUGGCGAUUUACUUAGUCAAAGUGUCCAAGGAGAACUAACCAACAUCAACAGAAACAUAUAUCCUGGUUCAGAUCUCAAACUAACAUGUAAUCCCCCACUGACAAAUGGUAUAAACUGGACCCUGAACGGGAUUCAGUUACAGCAGUCAGACAAGUAUGUGAUUAAUAAUGCUGAACUCACUGUGAAGAAUGCCGGUCCCACUGACAGUGGAGGCUGCAUCACAUGUAACUAUACAAUUAACAAACAGGAUUGUCAGAAUGGUGUGCAAACAAAACAGUUCAAAUGCCAACUAACACAACCUAUCAGUGAUAGUAGUUACAACUCGGAGACCAUCGAAAUACAAGUAAAAAACCAAGGAUUUGACUGUUCUGAUAAGGUAUUCGGAGCUGGAAAUCAAGGAGCAAUCCAAACUGCUAACUGUGAUGAAAACAUGGCUGGCUAUAAAAAAGCUCAGUGUAUUUCAAAAAAGUGGACCAUUAUAGAAGACAACUGUGUUCUGAUUGAAAUUCAAAAUUUAAAAAAUGAAGCUGAGAAUUUACAGGUAUCAGCUAUCCCACAGUUUAUGGCCAGCCUCAGUAGUAAUGCUACUUCACAGUCUCAAAACCUCUUUGCUUCUGCAGCAACAAUAACAACAAUUGUAGACAUUCUAACCAUUGUUUCAGGUCUCUCACAAACAACUGUAGUCAGUCAAACCAUUAUGACGGAUUUCAUAAAAACAGCUGAGGUCAUUGGAACAAAUGAUACAUCAGGCACUUGGGAGCAAUUAAACAAAAACAAUGAAACAAGUAACACCAGUAAUUUACUUCUGAAUGCUACUGAGAACAUUGCACGUAGACUCCCGGAUGAGGACAUCAUAAUAACAACAAACUUUACUUCUGUCAAAAAAAAAACCUUUACUGCACCCUUUUCUGAAGCAUUUGGAAAAAAUUCUACCCAAAUAAAUAUUCCAGUGAGUGAUGUCAAGACGUCCCUCACAGUCAUAAUCUCUUCGGCUUUUAACAACAUCUUACCUGUUCGAACUCUGACCAACAAUAACAGCAGUCAGACUGGCACCAAGAUCAAUGGAGACGUAGCUGUGAUUGAGACAAACUCAACAAUUAACAACAUCUCUCUCUCUUUUGAUGUCAUAAAUAUUACAUUGGGAAAACCUCAGUGUGUCUUCUGGAACUUUAAUAUUCUGAAUGGUCUUGGUGGAUGGGACUCGACUGGAUGUCAGUUAAAGCUAUUAGGGAAUGAAACUGAAAGAUACACAUGUGAGUGCAAUCACACCACCUCUUUUUCAAUCCUGAUGUCACCAUUUACGCUGGAUAAAGACCAAGACAUAAUCUUAGACUAUAUAACCUACAUUGGUGUUGGCAUUUCAAUGGGCAGCUUAGUUUUGUGCCUCAUCAUUGAAAUCAUCAUAUGGAAAUCAGUGACACGAAAUGACACAUCCUUCAUGCGACAUGUCGCCAUAGUCAACAUCGCUGUCUCCCUCCUGAUUGCGAACAUUUGCUUUAUCAUUGGAGCAGCUGUUGCUAAUUUAGAGGGUCCCUGCAGUACAGCGACGUUCUUCAUGCACUUCUUUUAUCUUGCCCUUUUCUUCUGGAUGUUGCUGUCAGCACUUUUGCUCCUCUACCGCACCCUCAUGGUCUUUUCCAGAAUGACCAGAGGAGCAAUGAUGGCCAUAGGCUUCACUGUCGGCUAUGGAGCCCCGUUAAUCAUAGCUGUCAUUACUGUGGCAUCUACAGCUGGAGGCAAAGGAUACAUUCAACAAGGUUACAAUUGCUGGCUGAACUGGAAUAAAACAAAGGCACUCCUGGCAUUUGUGAUUCCUGCUCUGACAAUUGUAGCUAUAAACCUCCUGGUGCUUAUUGCGGUUCUGUUUAAGAUGUUGAGGAGAGGAGUUAAUGCUUCUGUUCAGCCAGAUGAGAAACAUCCCCUAGUGAUCAUUGCUAAAUGCGUGGCGAUUUUAACACCUCUCUUUGGUCUAACGUGGGGAUUCGGCAUUGGCACCUUGGUGUCACAGAACUUUGGGAUUCAUGUAGUGUUCGCAUUCCUUAAUUCACUGCAGGGUUUCUUUAUUUUGAUUUUUGGAAUAAUCCUGGACAGUAAGGUCCGAGAAGCAUUGGCAGGAAAGUUUUCACUGAGGAACUUAAGUUCUGGUCGCACCAGGAGUACGAGUGCAGGACCAACGUCCUCAAGUGGACUUCCUUUCAUGCAGAGGUUACGGCAAAGAAAUGUGUACAAUGUACAAGCAAACAGCGGCACUACGGCUUCAACUUCAAACAACUCAUAUGCGCCUAUCAACACUUAAGGCAGUAAACCCCUAUUACAAGAGCCUGUUUAACUGCUAUCAUACAGUACAUGCAUGUUUUAACAAAGUAAAUAAUGAAAAUUAAUAAACAACAAAUAAUAUAUAUUUC
Molecule: messenger RNA, 3910 nt
Organism: Tachysurus fulvidraco (yellow catfish)
Lineage: Eukaryota; Metazoa; Chordata; Actinopteri; Siluriformes; Bagridae
Product: GATA zinc finger domain-containing protein 14-like
Exons: 13
Coding region: 1-3801 (1266 amino acids)
Biological process (GO): cell surface receptor signaling pathway; G protein-coupled receptor signaling pathway
Cellular component (GO): membrane
Molecular function (GO): G protein-coupled receptor activity
Source: RefSeq, a predicted model, not a curated record